Pocillopora meandrina is the source of this 6322-nucleotide messenger RNA. The record is from the annotation of a GenBank genome assembly. Lineage: Eukaryota; Metazoa; Cnidaria; Anthozoa; Scleractinia; Pocilloporidae.
AUGUUACGAGUUCUGAUGUUGCAAGUUGCGGUGUCCAUGUUGACUUACCAAACAACUAACGGUAAGAAACAAACUCUGGCAAAGUGUAAGAAAGCUUUUAACUUAUAUACCUUUCAAGUGUUUUGAAUAGCGCUUGUAAAGUUUUGGCGUAAAAAUAUGGUCUCAGGUAAAAUUAAAUUAAAGCUAAAUUUCUAUCAGACUCCGUGGUAUAUCUGCUAUAAAACAUUUUUGGAAGGGGAUGAGGCAUGUUGAAAUUUAGAUGAGAGGGAGGUCUCAGAAUAUCGAUGACUCUAAAGUGGUACAUUCAGGAAUAACAUACACCUCCAUGAUUUACAUGAUACAGUGUUGAUUGAAAACAAAGUACUUGAGGUCAAAUGAAACAUUAAAUUCAAAAUUAUGGAUGUUGAUUAUAUUUUUAAAAUGGUUUCUGUUAUUUCGGCGUCUAUUUUCGUUUGAUUGCGUUUGCGAUUUGAGUUAAUGGGUUAGGUUUGUUUUUACUAUAUAAGUACAUUUGCAUUAAGCUAUUUCACAAAUAGAAAGUUUGUUGAAUGAACAAAAAAAGUUGUUAUGUAAUGUACUUUCACCAUAUUACUUAGAAUCAUAGCUUUUUAGCUAUCUAUGGCUUCUAGAGAUGAAUGAAAGAAAAAAAUAACGUUCAAAGUACACAGCUUGAAAAUAUCUUCAUAAUCCAUCACGCUAACCUGAGCUGCAUGCAUGAUCUCCCUCAAUCGGAAAAAAAACGAAUGCUCAAACAUACGAACGUACUGUAAAUCUAUGCACGAACACACACACACACACUGGCAAGCACGAGCAUAAGUAAAUAGGUAAGUGAAUAUCUCAACACAUGAAUGUAUUGGACCGCAACUUUUGCGUUUAUUCAUUAAGUUUUUGCAAAUAAUUAAACGUUCUUGCGUUCGACGCAGCUUUUCAACAAGUUGCCACCCAAAUUAUGUAAUUAUCAAUUUAGCAAAAACCUUUAAAGCAGCAAAAAUGCAUGGAUAAAAAAGAUAGAAAUAUUUAGUACUUUUAACUAAAUCUUCUGUAUUUCUUUAAAAAGCGGAAAGAAAUUUCUCUCGCAACCCUCAACAGCGGUUGUUGGACGAUUUACUUGAGGGCUAUGACAGAGAUGGGCACCCAGGUGGCGGACAACGAGUCAAAGUGGAUGUAGGCGCGAAAGUUGUACGGAUUGUCAACAUUGUAAGUAAACUCACAACGGGAAGCUUUGUAGGAAUAUUCAAUAUUCAAUAGCGUUGCUUUUGUACCCGUCACUCUGAUUUGUGAUUGGUCCAGAAAACUCGCGCCACUCAACAGAGCCAAUCAGAUGCUGUACUUUAACCAAUCACGAUUCGGACGCUCCCUUUUCCUCGUGCUUCAGGUGCCUUGCUUUAUUUUGCACUGUUCUUAAUGACAGUCGUAUCAUUUCUUUUUUUAGGAUUAUCAAUCGACAUGAGCUCCAAAACAGUAAACAAAAGUAAAUGAACUUGACCCCGUGUCACGAAAAGAUCCGACCUCGUCUUGAGACGUAACUGGAAAAUUCUUGGGUUCUAUUCUUUUACAAAAGACCGCAAAUUAGAAGACUCAGAUAAUGUGAUUAAAAACCAAUUAACGCGCGAAAAUACUUUUUUCCGCCCUCGUAGGACGAGAAGAACAAUGCUUUGCAGGCUCAAUGGUGGAUGAAACAGGUCAGUUUUUUUUAAUUUGUCUCCAACAAAGCUAAGCAAAGUAACUAUAAAAAGCUACAACUGUUUGAAAUGCAAUCCAGCCUUCACGUUGUUGCUUUUAAGAUAUGCUAUGCUGUUUGGCUAAAAUUUAACAGACUCAGUACGUAAAGCGUCGCGAGAUUGCUCUGCUAUGACCUCUCUUAGAUAUUCUAUUAAUAACGGCAGAGUUUGUCAAAGAUGGAAGAAAAACGUGGGAACGAUAAUUGAAAUGAAACAGAGACAGCUCAUCAAGCCCCUAGCUGAAUUGGUCCAUCAUGAUCAAAGGCACGCGAUGCGUACAGAGGCUCAUUACGCUGGUGUUGCAUUUUAAAAUAAACAGACCAAAAAUUAGUUUUUAAACAGAUUUUGUAGACAUGAGCAAGUUACAAGUUUAAUUACUCUUAGGACUGGAACAAUCCUGACCUCAGAUGGAAUCCAGACGACUAUGGUGGAUUACAAACGGUUUAUGUGGUUCCAUCAAAGGUGUGGGUACCAGAUGUUUUGUUGUACAACAAGUAAGUGCAUGAUUCUAAUUUUCUUUAUAAAAGACCGCACGUUCUUGCAAUCCUUCAAUGAAUUAAUUCUUCAACCUUCUUCAGUGACCAAGACAGAAUUUCUCCUUGAGGUUUUAAAACAAUAUUAAGCAGAAAAGUGAAGAGAACAAAGAAAAGUAUCAAUUGGAAAUUAUAUGUUGAUCCAAUAACAAAUUCUCCAAACUAAUGAGAUCUUUGGAGUAAAAGGGUGAACCUUAUUAUUUCCGUCGUUUAAUCACCGUGUUUCUGAAAUAAUAUUAGUGCAGAGUCCGUUGUCAACUGGCAGCAAGAACUCUCAGACUUAAAUUCAGUUUAUUAAAUCCCUGAUCAACAUACCAAGUAAAGUUUAUUUUUCAGCGCUGACAAAGAAAUGGAUGCUGCUGGUGCACUGGAGAAAUACAAAACCAAAAUUUCCCUGUCCUAUGAUGGAAACAACUCGUGGAUGGCGCCAGCCAUGUUCCAAAGCAUUUGCAAAAUCAAUAUCAAGUAUUUUCCUUUCGAUGAGCAACACUGUCAAAUGAAAUUUGCUUCCUGGGCUUAUGACGUCUCAAAGCUUGACGUUUACGUCAAUCCUAAAGAGACAGGUCUACAGAAAGGGAUUUACCAGCCGUCUAAUGAGUGGCAUCUCGUUAGUGUCGAUGCAGUGAGGAAUGAGGUAUGCCCAAGUUAUCAAAUAGUACACUCCGUAGCACGAGCGUAUUCUUGGCCACCAAACGCUCUGUGGUUCUUUAACAGAACUUCGGUCGCCAUCUCGGGUUUUUAAGAUAGAAGGAAGCUGGGAAGGGCAAGAAAUUUUUGUCGAUGUAAAGAAAGAGGACGGGAGGGGGGUACGAUAAAGCUUCUUCGCUAAAUUUCCUGCCUUCCUACCUCUAAGUUAAUCCUCAGCCUGAAUCAAAUUUAUUUGAUCAACAAACGAUCGUCAGCAUUCAUCGCUAACUCGCUCUCUCUAAUAAAACGCUUUUGAAAGGUAGGGGUGGUAGAUGCAAGGGAAGGGUCCGCGGGUCCCCUCCCCCCUCCCUUCCCCCUACUUGCUUGGUAUGGUAUGGUAUGGUGACUUUAUUUAUACACGGUAUUUCCUUUAGGUACAUUUAUUUUCAAAAACUAAAAUAAUUAAGAUGAAAAGAAAACACCUGCUUUUCAAGGAGGCCGUGUAAAAAUAACGUAUAGCUGAUUAAAUUAUUUCACUGAAUCGAAAUUCAGGUCCCUUCAUUUUCCCUUAAAUACAGUAGGGGAUUUCAAUCGCCGCACUUCCAGAGGCAACCUGUUCCAUAACACACUUCCGCUUGAGACCGAAAUUCUUUUCUUCAAAGAACAGGAUCGCUUAUUACCACCAAACUUUAAGUAAUGAACUUACCUUAUAAAGUAUUUCUGGAUCCGCCCUCGAUUCUCUUAUUUCCUUGACUCCUGCUCACUGAUCAUCGGGGCAUAUGUCUUGAAUACAACCUCAAAACAUAAAACACCGUUUCACGUUAUUUCACCAAAAUUGUUGUUUCAAUUUAAGGUAAAGUACACAUGCUGUCCUCAUCCUUAUUCCGAAGUGUUGCUGACACUAAAUCUACAACGUCACUCAAGAUAUUACGUCAUCAACCUGGUGUUUCCAUGCGCACUGAUUGCCUGUAUGGUGUUUUUAACGUUCGUGUUGCCUCCAGAAUGUGGGGAGAGGAUUUCACUAUGUAUAACUGUUCUUAUGGCCAUGACAAUCUUCCAGGAACUUACAUCGGAGAAACUACCACCCAGCUCAGAUACCUUCUUUUUGAUCGGUAAGUGUGUACAGAACACCUUAAAUUUUGCCUAAAAAAACUACAACAAAAACAAGACUGCUUCGGUGACGAGUGAGCUCUCACAUGGUCACAAAAGUCUCCCCUAACUUUUUAAGGAAUCCAUUCUGUAAUACGUUUUAAUUAAGUGAUGAAUUCUCAGCGAAUUAGGCAAAUAGCAAUCAAAUAUGUUAUCAUUGACAUUAAAUUCAGAGGAUACCUUGGCCCGCAAAUUGCGAUGGUUAGUCUAGACGGGUAGUGUUUGCAUGAUUUUCGUCUAAUAUCUUUACUGAUGAAGUCCAAAAAAAAUCUUAAAGAAAAUGCGAAAGAGAUGCAUAGACAGGACCAAAUGACUACUUAACGAACUGACCGUGAACUAACUAGAAAUCUCUUCGCCACGAAGUUAGAUUGCAAGGACGGAACCACUUAUAUUUUUCGACAACCAAAGACCUCUAAUAGAUAGAUAAACACAAUGAAUAUUUCCUGGUUACUGAAUAUAUUUUCAGGCACUUACUACACCGUCGCUAUCUUCGAAAUCGGUUUAGCGAUAGCAGCCACUUGUCUCGUUCUUAACUUCUACUACAGCAAAACAAAGAUGCCCGGCUGGUUAAAAACGAUUCUUCUCAGAACUCUGGCGCCCCUUGUCAGAGUAACGGUCAAGAGAAGACGGCUUUCAGUCAAAGAGAGUCUGCGGUCAACAGACGGCGGGCAUGCGCUCGAUACAAUUCACAACCCAACGUUUGACCCAACUUUUAACCACUCGGACAAUGGCCUGGCUCUGACCUGGGUUGGGGAUGUAUUUGAACAAAAUUCAAGUGUUUCUGUAAUGUCUGUGAACUUGAGAAAAGAUAGCGUCGUCGAUGAAGAGAUGGACUCUAAACAGAACAUCAACAACUGCGGGAAGAACUGCAACGGUAUUGCUGGCAAAGGCAACCAUUCCAUCAAACUCAAAGAAAAACUUGCUCAGGAAAAAGAAAGCACACAUCAAAUAAUGGAACCAACUUUGCAUCAGAUAAUUGAAUGGCAAGAUGAGUGGAGAGCGGCGUCGCAAGUGUUGGACAGACUCAUAAUUAUUUCCUCUGUGAUUAUCGGGUGUGUUUCUGCUGCUGUUAUUUUCCUGCAAGCUCCAAGAGUGAGACAAAUGCUGUCUUUUUCAUAGAAAAGAGGCACCAGUAAGGAAUGUGUGAGAACAAAUCCAGCAUAUAUGACAAUGCAUAUUCUCCCUACUUUUCGGUGCGAUAAUGUGGGGAUAUUGUGAGGAAAGGAGAACAACGUUCGAUCCUGGAGAAAAAAAACAAAAGGCUUCCCUGAAUUUCAGCCUUGUGUGUGAGCGGCAACAAAACGUACGGUGGCCCACAACCGUCACGGCAAAAGAAAUAACCUCGCGGCAAAAGAUAAAGACUCGCGACAAAAGGAGGAACCUCACCGCAGAAAGGAAAAGACUCGCGGCAAAAGAAAUAACCUCGCGGCCAAGACUCACCACCGUGAGUCUUUUCUUUUUGCCGAGGGGUUUUUUCCGCGAGGUUACUUCUUUUGCCGUGACAGUUGUGAGCCACCGUAAAAACGUAAUAACUUGGUUAAAAAAAACAUAUAUUACAAAGGUUUCAAGUCCGAAAUCUUCAUUUAAGGGACAGCAUCAUUACAUAACAGGUGAGAAAGAAAAACAAUUUUAUCGAAGAGUGAGACGCUAACUUUCAUAUACAUUCCCGUAUAACAAUAUUGCAAGGUACCAAAGCCCAAAAUUGUGACAAACCAGAACACGGUACUGUUAAAUAUUUUUAACUGCUAUUUUCACUAGUGUUCACGUAGAUAUCUUUCAAAUAUGCAUGUAAUGCAGUUUUUACUAUACACGUGUGACUCUCAGAGAGGAGAGUGACGCUUAAUCUUUAAAAAUCAAGUGGUAAUGACCAAGAGAAAAUUGAAGGAGAGAGAAGAACACUCUGGAAGUUUACAAAGGAUAUCCAUGACACCUAAAUUAUCAUUUAGUUUUAGACGGAAAUGGGAAGAUGCAUUCUCAGACGUCAGCAUUGUAAUUUCUCGCUCCAUAGAAACCAUUCCCCCCUCUUAAUCAAAAUCGUUUUCAGCAACAAAACCGAUUACAGCGCUUUCCACCAUCAAAUUGCUUCCACUCAGGAAUCCUUGAUGCGGACCUCUCGGAAUACAGGUUUCCAUUUUGGAGGCUAAAUCUAAUUAUAAUUUUAAUGGAAUUGAUACAUUGUAAGGUCUGGACUGGGAAUCUUUCUCUCUGUUCUUCCAUUUACUCUUGUUCUGGAGUGUGGAAAUAGUGAAUGAUAAACAUUGCGACAACAACAAUAAACGACUUUUGUUCUUU